AGAAGGAGAGAUGGAUAUAAAGGGCGCACACGUGAUGAAAGCUAAUACCUCGCUCUGAUUUAAGCUGUCCCCGCUUUUGUCAGAACGCAAUCAUUCAACGAACCAGACAAAGAGCACCGUCCCCAUUACCCUUCUUUCUUCCUAGCUUUUGCAUGAUUUCACACACGAAAACAUCCCUCCUCUCUGCUCUCUGUUUUUCGUUAUAACAGAGAAUCGGUUCCUCUUCUUCUUCAUUCCCUGAUCUCAACAACUCAGGGAGUGAUCAGGAGACGGUGAAGAGGAUGAAGGGGUUGGGAUUUCUUCUUACUGUUGCGCUUACGCUUCUGGGUUUCUGCCACGUAUUUGUGGCGGCAGUGGAGAGGAACGAUGAAGAGAGGAGGACCUACAUCGUUCACAUGGCCACAUCCCAAAUGCCGGAGAGUUUCCAGGAGCGUGCACACUGGUACGACUCGUCAUUGAAAUCGGUAUCAGAAUCAGCUGAAAUGCUCUACAAAUACAGCAACGUCAUUCAUGGGUUUUCGACACGGUUGACUGCUGAGGAGGCCCGAUCGCUCCAGGGUCGACCUGGGAUUCUCUCCAUAUUGGAGGAGGUGAGAUACGAGCUUCACACCACUAGGACACCAGAGUUUCUUGGGCUUGACAAGAGCGCCGAUUUGUUUCCUGAAUCAGGGUCAGCGAGCGAAGUAAUCAUCGGGGUACUCGACACUGGCAUUUGGCCGGAGAGCAAAAGCUUCGAUGAUACCGGGCUUGGACCCAUCCCCAGUAGCUGGAAAGGCGAGUGCGAAACUGGCACCAACUUCACUUCCUCAAGCUGUAACCGUAAACUAAUAGGGGCCAGGUUUUUCUCCAAAGGCUACGAGGCUACUCUGGGACCAAUCGAUGAAAGCAAAGAAUCGAAAUCGCCAAGAGACGACGAUGGUCACGGAACCCACACUGCAACCACAGCAGCCGGUUCUGUAGUGGAAGGAGCGAGCCUAUUCGGGUUCGCAGACGGGACGGCGCGUGGAAUGGCCACGCGCGCCAGAAUAGCUGCAUACAAGGUGUGCUGGAUAGGAGGAUGCUUCAGCACGGACAUAUUGGCGGCCUUGGACAAGGCAGUGGAAGACAACGUCAACAUUCUUUCACUGUCGCUAGGAGGUGGAAUGUCCGAUUAUUAUCGAGAUAGUGUUGCUAUGGGAGCUUUUGGGGCAAUGGAAAAGGGCAUUCUCGUGUCCUGCUCAGCCGGAAAUUCAGGCCCCAGUCCCUACAGUUUAUCAAAUGUCGCACCAUGGAUCACCACCGUCGGUGCCGGAACCUUGGAUCGCGACUUCCCUGCCUUCGUUAGCCUCGGCAACGGCAAGAACUACUCCGGCGUGUCCCUCUACAGAGGCGACCCACUACCGGGAACACUACUUCCAUUUGUUUAUGCUGGUAAUGCGAGUAACGCACCAAAUGGGAAUCUAUGCAUGACCAAUACGUUGAUACCAGAGAAAGUAGCUGGAAAGAUGGUGAUGUGUGAUCGCGGGGUGAACCCUAGGGUUCAGAAGGGAUCGGUGGUGAAAGCAGCUGGUGGUAUCGGCAUGAUUUUGGCCAACACUGGCACCAACGGGGAAGAGCUUGUGGCUGACGCCCACUUACUGCCGGCAACGGCGGUUGGCCAGAAGUCCGGCGAUGCCAUUAAGAGCUAUCUGUUUUCGGAUCACGACGCUACCGUUACAAUUCUCUUUGAAGGUACAAAGGUUGGUAUCCAACCCUCACCGGUGGUGGCCGCCUUUAGCUCGAGAGGUCCCAGCUCAAUCACUCCCGAUAUUCUCAAACCUGAUCUGAUAGCUCCAGGUGUCAACAUCUUAGCGGGAUGGUCCGGUGCAGUGGGCCCCACUGGGUUACCAACCGACAAAAGACACGUGGAUUUCAACAUUAUUUCGGGCACCUCCAUGUCUUGUCCUCACAUUAGUGGGCUAGCUGGACUUUUAAAAGCGGCCCACCCAGAGUGGAGCCCUGCUGCAAUACGCUCAGCCCUCAUGACCACCGCCUAUACAAACUACAAGAGCGGGCAAAAGAUCCAAGACGUUGCCACCGGAAAGCCAUCCACAGCUUUUGAUCACGGCGCUGGCCACGUGGACCCAGUAUCUGCCCUCAAUCCGGGCCUCAUCUACGAUCUAACCGUUGACGACUAUCUCAACUUCCUCUGCGCCAUAAACUACAGCGCGCCACAGAUCUCCAUUCUCGCCAAGAGAAACUUCACGUGUGACACAGAUAAAAAAUACAGUGUAGCCGAUCUUAACUACCCCUCCUUUGCGGUUCCACUCCAAACCCCACUAGGUGGUGGCAGCGAAGGCUCGUCCACAGUGGUCAAGCACACGCGCACUCUCACAAAUGUGGGCUCACCCUCAACGUAUAAAGUUUCAAUAUUUUCAGAGAGUGAGUCAGUUAAGAUUUCGGUUGAGCCGGGCUCGCUGAGUUUCAGCGAGUUGAAUGAGAAAAAAUCUUUUAAAGUAACCUUCACCGCCACCUCAAUGCCGUCAAACACCAAUAUUUUCGGCCGCAUCGAGUGGUCGGACGGCAAGCACGUGGUCGGAAGUCCAAUCGUGGUCAGCUGGACCUAGGAUCAAUAAGGAGUAGAAGAAGAAAGAGACUGUAGGACACUCGCUCGAAAGAGAGGGAGUGGUAGUUAAUUAUUGUUGUUUUUCAAAUGCCUUGUGUUCUUGUUUUCCAGCAAAAAGAAGCAAAAAAUCCAAAAAUUUGUAGCUGGUUCCAGUGUUCGAUGAUGUUCCCUGAGAGAAAAAACAUGGAAAAACCCAAGAAAGUGGGUGUGUUUUCUUGCUCAGUGUACAGUAUUAUUGACGGUAUGUAUGUUUAAUUAAUGGAUUGAUGAAUCAAGAGAGCAUAUGAUAUAAAUAAUCAGUUUGUUUGUGAGUCU
Messenger RNA from Vitis riparia (riverbank grape), 2899 nucleotides. RefSeq names its product subtilisin-like protease SBT1.7. The record is from RefSeq and is a predicted model, not a curated record. The transcript has a single exon. Gene Ontology annotation, biological process: proteolysis. Lineage: Eukaryota; Viridiplantae; Streptophyta; Magnoliopsida; Vitales; Vitaceae. Bases 282 to 2585 code for a protein of 767 amino acids. Gene Ontology annotation, molecular function: serine-type endopeptidase activity.